Molecule: messenger RNA, 3856 nt
Organism: Zonotrichia leucophrys gambelii
Lineage: Eukaryota; Metazoa; Chordata; Aves; Passeriformes; Passerellidae
Gene: USH1C
Product: USH1 protein network component harmonin
Exons: 27
Coding region: 41-2485 (814 amino acids)
Biological process (GO): inner ear morphogenesis; inner ear auditory receptor cell differentiation; retinal cone cell development
Cellular component (GO): stereocilia ankle link complex; plasma membrane; cilium
Molecular function (GO): protein binding
Source: RefSeq, a predicted model, not a curated record
CGCGCAGCGCCCGCGCCGCUCCCGCAGCCGCAGCCGCGCCAUGGAGCGCCGCGUCGCCCGCGAGUUCCGGCACAAGGUCAAUCUAUUAAUUGACAAUGAAGCGGAGAAGGAUUACCUUUAUGACGUGCUGCGGAUGUACCACCAGUCUAUGAAUCUCCCAGUGCUUGUGGGGGACCUAAAACUGGUGAUUAAUGAGCCAAGCAGGCUGCCUCUGUUCGAUGCUAUCCGCCCACUCAUCCCAUUAAAGCACCAGGUGGAAUAUGAUCAGCUUACACCCAAACGAUCACGAAAGCUGAAAGAGGUGAGAUUGGAUCGAUUGGAUCCUGAAGGGCUCGGAUUAAGUGUAAGAGGUGGAGUGGAAUUCAGCUGUGGCCUCUUCAUCUCCCAGUUGGUUAAAGGAGGGCAGGCAGACAAUGCUGGACUUCAGGUUGGGGAUGAGAUAGUGCGCAUCAAUGGAUAUUCCAUUUCAUCAUGUACACAUGAAGAAGUCAUCAACCUCAUUCGUACAAAGAAAGUUGUGUCCAUAAAAGUUAGGCAUGUUGGCAUGAUACCUGUCAAAAGUUCGCCAGAUGAACCCCUUAAAUGGCAGUAUGUGGAUCAGUUUGUGUCAGAGUGUGGGGAAGGAAAGGGCAGUGUGGCUGGACUUGCUUCUUCUGGAGGGAGAGACAGUAAAGAGAAGAAAGUCUUCAUUAGCUUGAUUGGUACAAAAGGCAUGGGAUGCAGUAUUUCCAGUGGUCCAACACAAAAACCAGGCAUUUUUAUCAGCAAUGUUAAGCCAGAUUCUCUUUCAGCAGAGGUGGGCUUAGAGGUUGGUGAUCAGAUUGUUGAGGUGAAUGGAGUGGACUUUUCUAAUGUGGAUCACAAAGAGGCUGUCAGAGUGCUCAAGAGCAGCCGUACUUUGACUAUCUCUGUGGUAGCAGGUGCUGGCAAGGAGCUGUUCAUGACUGAAGAAGAAAGGCAAAGAGAAGCACGUCUCCGUGAGCUGGAGCGCCAGGAGUUAAUGCAUCAGAAGCGGCUUGCGCUGGAGACCAACAAAAUCAUCAAAGAGCAGCAAGAGAAAGAGAGAUUAAGAAAGCUGGAGAUUUCCCAGAAGGCUGCAGAGGAAGAGGAGAGAUAUCGCAGAGAAAUAGAGCAGAUAACAGCAGAGGAAGAGAAAUUUAAAAAGGAGUGGGAAGAAGACUGGGGUCCUAAAGAACCACCCAAGUCUCUAAAAACUGUAACUGCAGAAGUGCACUCUCCCCCUCGUUCCAAACACAAAAAAGAUUUAAAGGGAGUUGCACAUGACCAACUUGAAACAGAUGACAUGGAUGAAGUGAACAUGAAGCAGGACAAACAGAAAGGGAAAGAACGAAAGAAGUCAAAAAGUGAUAGCUUUUGUGAACAGAAGAAGAACAAAAAGGAAAUGGAGUUUGAGCAAAAACUUGCCAAAGAGAAGGAAGGAAUGCUGGAAAGAGAAAAACAAUUGAAAAUAAAUCGUCUUGUGCAAGAGGUAUCUGAGACAGAGCGAGAAGACCUGGAAGAAUCAGAAAAGGUUCAGCACUGGGUGGAAAGACUUUGUCAAACACGGUUAGAACAGAUCUCCUCUGUGGAGAAUGAGUCUCCUGAGCUGGCGAGCGGCCGUCCCUCUCCCCCGGCUGCCUCGAUGCGGCGCUUCGCCGGGGGCCUGCAGCUGCACACCACGGACCUCGAUGACAUCAACUUAGACGAAGUUGACAAACCCAAACAGCGUGCGCCGCCACCACCUCCGCCACCGCCGCCCACUGUAACCCCAGCACUGCCAGCUCAUCCACCUCCUGCCUCAAAUGCCCCACGAGGCCCAGCCCUGUUGGUAACACCAGCAUCCCAGGUUGCAAGAAACACCUCCCACGUUGGCAAAGCGUCCCCUGUGUCAAGCAACCCGCUGCAACUUGCUCCAAGUCCACCUACCCAGCGUCAUCCAGGGGUACCAAUAGUCUCUAAACCAGUUAUGCUGCAUCCUGACCCAAACUUCGUGGUCAGGCCAACAAUCAAAUCAGAGGCCCUGGGCUUCCAGAAGUAUGUGGAAGAUUUUGAUCCAUAUUCAAUGUUUACCCCAGACCAGAUUAUAGGAAAAGACGUACGGCUAUUACGAAUAAAAAAGGAAGGAUCACUGGACCUUGCAGUUGAGGGAGGAAUUGAUUCUCCAAUUGGAAAGAUAGUUGUGUCUGCCAUCUACGAGGACGGUGCUGCAGACAAACAUGGAGGCAUAGUGAAAGGGGAUGAAAUACUGGCUGUAAAUGGCAAGAUAUUAAUUGACAGCAAGCUGGCAGAAGCACAGGCAACUCUAGCAAAAGCUUGGAACAUGGGUGGGGAUUGGAUUGACUUAGUCAUUGCAGCAUCACCUCCAAAAGAAUAUGAUGAUGAAAUCCCUACCAUUCCCUCAUCAGCAGUCAGUCCCAGCACACACAGAAAGGUUUUUGAAGGCAGUGCACCUGUGUACAGACAAGGGUAUCUCCUGCAGCUGUAGCCACUGCAGUGUCCCUCAUGGACAUUUUUUUAAGGAAGACUACAAAUCUUGAAAUGGAACCUCUUCUCACCAGAAAUCUGCUGCUCUGUAAAUUAAUAGGAAAUCAAUAACCAUGUGAAAUGUAUCUUUAUUGACUGACAUGUAAAUUGAACUAGAGACAUCAGAUUCUUCAGAUAACUUGAAUAAUUUAUUAUCAUUCUAUAGACAUACAGCAAAACUUUUUUUGCAUGAUGAUUUAAAAGAACUGCUGACCAGCAUAGUUCAGACUGUGAGCGCUCGAUCUUAUUUGCUAUUUUGAGGGGCCAAAUUUUGCAUCUUUCAGUUUUCCUGGAAAUAGAUUCUAAAAUGACAAAUGAAGAUAGAACACAGAUGUCUGUUCCCACAUGGAACACUUGUGAAUACACAUUCACAGGCCAGUUUGGGUGUGAAAAGAAUUAUAUUUUUACUUCCUAGAUAGUGAUUUUCAUGGGGAAAAUGAGAAAGUACGCAGGUAACUUCUGUUCUCAUAUGCUAUUAGCUCUCUUAAUAUCCAUUUUUGUGUCUCAGUUGUGAGGGUUUUUUCACCAUAAAAACCCUGCUGGUAAAAGAACUGGGAAUACCAGGAAUGCAAGCAUUAUAAUCAAAUAAUUUUGAUUGUGUUGCUCAUACAGUAUGGAAGAUCUUCUGCAGCAGCAGAGUAAAUAACUAGCAAGUAGCUUAGAUAAAAUCAUUAUGUGCAGUCACAUCCAUACUCCCAAGUAUUUGUAUUGUUGGCAAAAAUUCCUCCCUCAUCUAGUCAUGGGUGGGAAAUUUGGGUGUGAUUCAGAGUCUGCUGUUUUGUACUUUGUUCUCAGUGAGCCUAUAUAUGUGACUAAACUGUGCAGGAAGCCACCAAGUGUAACUUUCUGCUCUUGGUGACUCUGUGCCUUAGAUGUAAGUAAAUUCCUCACGACCAUAAAAUUGAUGUUUUGCUAGUGCUUGGUUUCAAGUACUAUUAUAGUUGUAGACUUAGUAAAUAUAUUAUAGAGACACCUCAUAAGAAAUGUCAUGGUCUUUUUCCUUUCUUGCACCUGCCAGCUUGUGCUCUGUUUUCCAUGUUGUGUUUAGAUUUUUCUCACCUGUUCUACUGAGAGACAGUUCAUUGGCAUAUCAUUUUCCCACUGAAGUCUUGCCUUUCCAGGGUUUGGAGCCCUCCUCUUCUCCAGCAUAUAAAAAUAACAAUUAAAUUCAUGAGAACUCUGGACUUAUAUGUAGAUGCUUACUUAUGUUGACUUUAUUUACAGUAUUCUUCCAGUAUGCCAAUUAAUGUGUGUGUCACGGUACAUAUGUUAGAAUAUUUAAAAUGUUGGACUCUUACAGCUAAUUCAGAAAUAAAAUUGCAUUUGCCAAAUG